AUGGCGAGAAUCCGUGCAUAUGAACUGAUUACCAUAGGUAUCGUCAGCGCCUUCGGAAUCUAUUCGGGUGUCAACUUCUUUGAACCGAUCGUGGUGAACCAGUUGCGCCAGGAUGGUCACCUUCGGCAAGACGUGGAAGUGCCAGAAUUUGACGCAGAUGGCAAUCUUCUCGAGCAGAAACUUGGCGCAAAGACUCCAGCCGCCCCAGCACCUGUUUCUGAUGGGUCCGCGACGGAUGGCUCCAAAUCGCAUUGA
Molecule: messenger RNA, 255 nt
Organism: Eremothecium gossypii ATCC 10895
Lineage: Eukaryota; Fungi; Ascomycota; Saccharomycetes; Saccharomycetales; Saccharomycetaceae
Gene: ECM19
Product: Ecm19p
Exons: 1
Coding region: 1-255 (84 amino acids)
Source: RefSeq, marked provisional